UCAAACGAACAAUUCAAAUGCCACUGAUGUUCGGACUGGAACCAUAUUUUUGCUCCGAAUUUUUCUGUGAUUUUUAUGCUUUCGAAGAAUUUAUUUUAAAAGUCUAAGAAAAAACUCAGCAAUCCUAUCGGCGCAUAUACUCAUUUCACAUAUUUACGCCAUGAACAAACUGCAAAGAGUCUUUUGUUCUUUGAGAAUAAGCAGCAGAGCAAUGCUGCCUCUCACAACAAUUUCAAUAAAUAACCAUCAAAGGAUUAUUAGAAACUAUUGUCAAAAAAGUGAAAUUCAAAAAGGAGAAAUAGUAUCAACAUUGCCACCUGAACAAGAUGAACAACAGUAUGAACAAAAUGUUAAGGAUAGUAUAUUAUCAAAAUCUCUAGAUUUUGUACCUAAAUUUGGGUGGUCUGUUGAAUCAUUGAGUCAUGGUGCAGAAGCUGCAGGCUACCCAGGCAUAACACAUGGCUUAUUUCCUAAUGGUGGUGGAGAUCUUGUACAUUAUUUUAAUGUUAAAUGUAAUGAAGAAUUAGUACAACAAAUGAAAUCUUGGCCUAAGGAAGAUUUGAAGAAUAUGAAAGUACCUGUGCAGCUGAUUGAAAAUGCAAUUAUGACCAGACUUUUAAUGAUACAACCAUAUAAGAGUACUUGGCCAAAGGCAAUGGCAAUACAAGCUCUACCUAAUAAUGUUCCAAAUUCUUUAGCAACAUUACUUUCACUUGUUGAUGAUAUUUGCUAUCAUUCAGGAGACCGGAGUGUAGAUUUCAACUGGUACAUAAGAAGAGUGGGACUUGCUGGAAUAUACAAAGCAUCGGAACUGUUCUUUUUGACGGAUAAUAGUCAAGACGCCGCCGGUACAAGAAACUUUGUCAAAUCGAGAAUUAGUGAUGCUGAAUUAAUUCAAACAGCACUGAAUAUGAAUCCUGUCUCUGUUGCCCCUCAAACACUAACUGCGGCAUUUGUUACAGCUAAAAAUAUGCUGGGAUUAAAUACACUGAAGUAAUAGUGAUAAAAGCAGUAAUAGCAAACUACAAUGACAGUAUUCUUUUAUUUUUGUUA
Papilio machaon (common yellow swallowtail) is the source of this 1053-nucleotide messenger RNA. RefSeq names its product ubiquinone biosynthesis protein COQ9, mitochondrial (gene Coq9). Gene Ontology annotation, cellular component: mitochondrial inner membrane. Gene Ontology annotation, biological process: ubiquinone biosynthetic process. The transcript has 6 exons. Bases 161 to 997 code for a protein of 278 amino acids. The record is from RefSeq and is a predicted model, not a curated record. Gene Ontology annotation, molecular function: lipid binding. NCBI's taxonomy places the organism in Eukaryota, Metazoa, Arthropoda, Insecta, Lepidoptera, Papilionidae.